AAAACCCUAAAAACGAAGACAAGAAGAGCGUUGUGGGGUUUAAGAACUGAGGCGCUAAGGCUUUGAUAACUUCUAAGUUCUCAUUUCCAUUUCCUUUCAAAUCUGUAUUCUUCGAAGCCAUUCAUUCGCCAUGUGGUCUCUUCGUCGAGCUUCCAAUUCUCUCAACUUCCGGGGAUUGAGUGUAGUAACUUCUCGAGUUAGUUGUGCUAAAUCAGAAAUAUUUUCUAAUAAUGUUGAAGGCUAUUCUACAAUUUGCGAGUAUCCUCAAGCGCUAUCCGGCAACAGAUGCCUAUUUUACCACAAUGAAGCUAUUUAUUCAAAGUUCUAUAUGGUGAGGCAAAGCAUGUCUUCACAAGCUGGUGCAGAAAGCAGUGAAUCAGAAGAUGACUUAGAGGAUGGGUUUUCUGAACUCGAAACACCAGCUAGUGAUAACGCAAUUGAAGAACGCAAUGCAGUAGGUGGGAAUGAAGAUGAGUUAGUUUCUGAACCUGAGCUUUCUGAUGAUAAUGAUGAUGUUGGAGAACACUCUCAAAAUGCAAUGGAAUUAUUAGAUACUGAAGCAGAUUCAGAUGAGAAAGCAUCAAUGAAGAAAAAAGUUGCCUCAGAACUGUUUCGAGCCAUCAUUUCUGCUCCAGGUUUGUCUAUCAAUGGCGUUCUUGAUAAGUGGGUUGAAGAAGGAAAGGAUUUGGAUCGGGCAGAGAUCUUACUGGUCAUGCUUGAUCUUCGUAAACGUCGAAUGUAUGGGAGGGCCCUGCAGCUAUCAGAGUGGUUGGAGGCCAAUAACCGACUGGACUUUAUUGAGAGAGAUUAUGCUUCUCGGGUUGAUUUGAUUGCAAAAGUGCGUGGUCUCCACAAGGCAGAGAACUAUAUUGAGAAAAUCCCAAAAUCAUUCAGAGGGGAAGUAAUCUACCGAACUUUGUUGGCCAAUUGUGUUGCUGCUAACAAUGUGAAGAAAGCAGAGGAAGUAUUCAACAAAAUAAAGGACCUUCAAUUUCCAGUCACAACAUUUGCAUGUAACCAGCUGCUUCUCCUCUACAAAAGGGUUGACAAGAAGAAGAUAGCUGAUGUUUUGUUAUUGAUGGAGAAAGAAAAUGUCAAGCCUUCACUUUUCACUUACAAAAUCUUAAUAGAUAUCAAAGGCCAAUCUAAUGACUUAACAGGGAUGGAUCAAAUUGUAGAGACCAUGAAGGCUGAAGGCAUUGAACCUGAUAUCAACACCCAAGCAAUUAUUGCCAAGCACUAUUCUUCUGGUGGCCUCAAAGAAAAAGCUGAGGCUAUUUUGAAAGAGAUGGAAGGAGGAAACUUAAAAGAGCAUCGUUGGGCCUGUAGGGCUUUGCUACCUCUAUAUGCUUCACUUGGAAAAGCUGAUGAAGUGGGGAGAGUUUGGAAGGUCUGUGAGUCGAAUCCCCGGCUAGAUGAGUGCAUGGCUGCCAUUGAAGCUUGGGGAAGGCUAAAGAAAAUUGAUGAAGCUGAGGCAGUUUUUAAUAGGAUGCAUACGACUUGGAAGAAGCUCUCUUCAAGACACUAUGCUGCACUUUUGAAGGUUUAUGCAAACCAUAAGAUGCUAGCCAAAGGAAAAGAUCUGGUCAAGCGAAUGGCAGAUAGUGGGUGCCGCAUUGGUCCAUUGACUUGGGAUGCUCUUAUUAAGCUUUAUGUUGAAGCAGGGGAAGUGGAAAAGGCCGACUCUGUACUGCAAAAGGCUGCUCAGCAGAGCCAGCUGAAGCCAAUGUUUAGUUCUUACUUAGCUAUUAUGCAUCAGUAUGCAAAACGGGGUGAUAUACAUAAUGCAGAAAAAAUUUUUCACAGGAUGAGACAAGCGGGAUAUGUGGCUCGACUUACGCAAUUCCAGACUCUAAUCCAGACUUACAUAAAUGCCAAGGCCCCAGCUUAUGGGAUGAGGGACAGGAUGAAGGCAGAUAAUAUAUUCCCAACCAAGGCCUUGGCUGCCCAGCUGGCGCAGGUUGAUGCAUUUAGGAAGACGGCAGUGUCGGAUUUACUUGACUGAAGAUUUAGAUGGUUUCUGAUGCAGUUAAUAUCUUAAUGUCAACUAUUUAUCUAUGUGCAACCAUCUUCUGUUUUUGGCGGGUGAAACCAUUUUGGUGCUUUUAUAGACCUUUGCAGCAAAUUGUGUUUGCAUUUCUUAGGGAUAUGUUUUAGCUCAUAUGCUUGUUACUUGUGCUCCUGCAAUUCCCAAAUUUCUAAAUGCUAUUUUACUUAAGGGAAAAUUAUGCA
Messenger RNA from Hevea brasiliensis (rubber tree), 2232 nucleotides. Its product is annotated as pentatricopeptide repeat-containing protein At1g80270, mitochondrial. The record is from RefSeq and is a predicted model, not a curated record. Gene Ontology annotation, cellular component: mitochondrion. The transcript is spliced from 3 exons. Gene Ontology annotation, molecular function: protein binding. Bases 131 to 2005 code for a protein of 624 amino acids. NCBI's taxonomy places the organism in Eukaryota, Viridiplantae, Streptophyta, Magnoliopsida, Malpighiales, Euphorbiaceae.